AAACCUGAGAGGUCGCGAAGAUUAGCAUGUACAUAGACGCAUUCUUAUCACAAUAGAUGGAAACGUCUACUCACGGAAGUGACGCCGAAGAGGAACAAUCAUCUGCGCCGUCCGCGGAACUGACAGAGCAACAGUUGCAAGAAUGUAGGGAAGCUUUUGAAUUGUUUGACAAGGACGGCGACGGAACGGUGACCACUGAGGAGCUGGCCACCGUCAUGCGGACGAUGGGUCAGAACCCUACGGAUGCUGCGGUGGAGGAGAUGAUACGUGAGGUUGACAAAGACGGUAAUGGUUCAGUGGACUUCGAGGAAUUCAUAGGGUUGAUGACUAGCUACCUACAGGGCAAAGAUCCGGAAGCUGAAUUACGCGAAUCUUUUCAAGUGUUUGACAAGGAUGGAAAUGGAUUUAUCAGUGCUGCUGAAUUAAGACUGGUCAUGACUAAUCUGGGUGAAAAGCUUACAGACGAGGACGUCGACGAGAUGAUAAUUGAAGCAGAUUUGGACGGGGACGGACAGAUAAAUUAUGAUGAGUUUCGUGAAGCCUUCAGUCUCUUCGAUAAAGAUGGAGACGGAUCCAUUCCUACCGCUGAACUGGGCACAGUUCUCCGAGCACUUGGUCAGAAUCCUUCAGCCUCCGAGCUGAAAAAAAUGAUCAACGAGGUUGAUGCAGAUGGAGACGGAACUGUGGAUUUCCCGGAAUUUCUUAUUUUGCUUGUCCGAAAGAUGACGGAAGCGGGAGGAGAAACCGAAAUGAAAGAAACUUUCAAAGUGUUUGACAGGGACGGGAACGGAAUGGUUACAGCAGCUGAAAUCCGGAACGUUAUGUAUAACCUCGGGGAGAAACUGACAGACGAGGAAAUAGACGAGAUGAUAAAGGAAGCCGACGAAGACGGCGAUGGACAACUAAACUAUAAAGAAUGUCUAGAAACAUUCCAGAUCUUUGAUCAGGAUCGGGAUGGGAGAGUCACCACGGCAGAACUCGGGGAGAUGCUUAAAAACAUGGGAUUUAUUUCUACCAUAGAGGAGUUAGAAGAGCUUGUCAGUGACGGGGAUCCAGAAGGCAAUGGGACCCUUGACUUCAAGGGAUUCAUGUACCUAUUCCAAAUGUUUUACAACGAUAUGAGGACCGAUGAUCAGAUAAAAUCUAGCUUCCGAGUGUACGACAAAAAUGACUAUGGCUACAUCACCCAUUCGGAACUCAAGUUAAUGGACACACUGACUGCAGAACAAUACAGGGAGUUUAAGGAAGCAUUCGAUUUAUUUGACAAAGAUGGUGACGGUUCUAUCAAUUCCAAGGAGUUGGCGUCCAUGAUGCUCUCCAUGGGACAGGUACCUACUGACGCCGAAGUGAGACAUUUCAUUGAACAAGUCGACUGUAGCGGUAACGGUUGUAUAGAUCUACCAGAGUUUAUAACAUUGAUGAUGAAAGACGGGAUUGACGCCUACUCAAAGAAACAGCUUUUGGAGGCGUUCCGGGUGUUUGACAAGGAUAUGAAGGGUUUCCUAACGGUCAACCAGGUUCGAGAGGCGCUGACCACUCUGGGGGAGGCCUUGACGUUUGAUGAGGUCGAGGAACUGAUACACAGUGCUGACAAAAACGACGACGGGAAUAUCAACUACAAAAAAUUUGUGGAAAUGAUGAAUUCAUAGAUGUUCUGACACUGUAGAGGGAUUUUACCUGUGCCAGAAUAAAUAAGGACGAGCUGCCAUCUUUGUAUACUCAUUGUGUCAUAUCGUUGGGCGCAAAAAUCACAGAAGCAAAAAUGUUGUGAGGAAAGCAUUACGCAAAAUAUCUUAUCUUUAUUUACUCACUGUGCGAAAAAGAUUUUUUAAUUACUAUUGACAAAAUAAAGCACCUUAAACGAAAAUAAUGAGAAUAUUCCAUACUGAACACAAUUCUUCUCUACAUAUUUUCGUCUUUAACUUGUAUAAAAUCAUACUUAACAUUAUAUUAAAAUUGAUUUUAUUAAGAUAUAUUUGUUUAGUAAAUAAUUUGUCACAUUUUGUAAAAAACACAACGGAAAAAUAUUGAAGAAAAAUAAUGCUUUGAAAAGAGUUUUCCUUCUUACGUUUGUCUUGAUAGGAUAAAAAUAAAGCAAAGAAAACACAUAGAAUAUAAUGUGACAAUACUGUUAGUUCGAAUACGUCUGUUAUUCCAAAAGCAAUCGGUAAUGUUCGUCAUUAUCAUAAAUUUUGUUGAUAUCCUACAAGCUAUUGUUCAUCACCUAUAAAUGUAAGCAUUGUAUCAUGUAUUCUUUCAGAAAAAGAUACAACAAUUUAAAAAAAUGAACCAUUCAAAUUUUAUCUGAAAUAAUGCAUAUGAUUGUUGCAAAUAAAAAAUAAAUAAAAAAUCA
This is a messenger RNA of Mizuhopecten yessoensis (Yesso scallop), 2353 nucleotides long. RefSeq lists its product as uncharacterized. The coding region runs from base 57 to 1649 and encodes 530 amino acids. The record is from RefSeq and is a predicted model, not a curated record. The transcript has 12 exons. NCBI's taxonomy places the organism in Eukaryota, Metazoa, Mollusca, Bivalvia, Pectinida, Pectinidae. Gene Ontology annotation, molecular function: calcium ion binding; enzyme regulator activity.